CGCCCCUUACUUUAGAAGCUGUGUGUGUGUGUGUGUGUGUGUUGGAUAAGUAGAUUUUGACGAUGGCUGGCAGCAGUUGCAGAUGGACAGCAGCUCUCUGAGACAGUGAGACCGCUCUCAGGUAUCAGAAGGCGAGCUGGACAUCACAUCAGCUGGUGACAUCCUCCCGAUGGUGCUGCUGCGGUCACCAUGGGAGACGAGUCGUACCCCCAGUGUGGAGCUCAGAAGCUGUUUGAUGCGUUCGUGACGGCAUCAACCUGCAGGGUGGCGCUGGGCUCCUUCAACCAGCUGUGUGACCAUCUGGCGCUCGACCGUGGCGCCGCGGAGCGGCCACUGUACCGGCCAAUCAAACGCCGCCUCAACUACUGGAGGGCCAACGCUCUGUGGGCCAAACUAGACCGAAGAGCAAAUCAGCAGGAGUACCGAAAGGGGGACAGAGUCUGCAGCAACACCACUUGUGUGAUCAUUGGGGCGGGGCCCUGCGGCCUGAGGACGGCGGUUGAGCUGAGCUUCAUGGGAGCUCGGGUGGUGGUGGUGGAGAAGAGAGACUCCUUCUCUAGAAACAACGUGCUCCACCUGUGGCCCUUCACCAUCCAUGACCUGCGGGGCCUCGGGGCCAAAAAGUUCUACGGAAAGUUCUGCGCUGGCUCCAUUGAUCACAUCAGUAUCCGUCAGCUGCAACUCGUCCUGCUGAAGGUGGCCUUACUGCUGGGGGUCGAGGUCCACGUCAACGUGGAGUUUAAGAACCUGUUAGAGCCGGCAGAAGACCAGCAGGGAUGCAAGCUGGGCUGGAGGAUGGAGGUGAGUCCGAAAUCUCAUGCUGUCAAUCAGCUGGAAUUUGAUGUUGUCAUCGGAGCAGACGGACGCAGGAACGCACUUCCAGGUUUCAGGCGUAAAGAGUUUCGGGGGAAGUUGGCCAUUGCCAUCACAGCUAACUUUAAGAACAGACACACCUCAGCCGAGGCCAAAGUGGAGGAGAUCAGCGGAGUGGCUUUCAUCUUCAACCAGAGGUUUUUCCAAGAGCUUCGACAGGAAACUGGAAUCGACCUGGAAAAUAUUGUUUACUACAAAGAUGACACUCACUACUUUGUGAUGACGGCAAAGAAACAUAGUCUGUUGGAGAAAAGAGUCAUUAAACAGGACUUCGCAGAGACCGAGCUGCUUCUGUCUCGGGCAAAUGUGGACCAGAAUGCAUUGCAGGCGUAUGCCCGCGAGGCUGCCAACUUUUCCACCAAUCACCAGCUGCCGUCUCUGGACUUUGCCAUGAAUCACUGUGGUCAGCCGGAUGUCGCCAUGUUCGACUUCACCUGCAUGUAUGCUUCGGAGAAUGCCGCCAUGGUUCGCCAGCGCCAAGGACACCAGCUGCUGGUCACACUGGUGGGAGACAGUUUACUGGAGGUGAGACAGCCGUUCUGGCCGAUGGGAACAGGAAUAGCUCGAGGGUUUCUGGCAGCUCUCGAUUCAGCCUGGAUGAUCCAGAGAUGGUCUCAAGGAGAAGCUCCGCUGGACAUCUUGGCAGACCGAGAGAGUCUAUACCGUGUCCUCCCUCAGACAACUCAGGAAAACCUUCAAAAGAACAUUAGUCUUUUUACAGUUGACCCGACAACAAGAUACCUGAACAUCAACCUGAUGCUCAUCACUCCUGCUCAGGUGAGACAUCUGGUGGACACAGGUGAGGAGACGGGGCUUAACACAGACAGGGGUGAAAUCAACCACCUGCCAUCUCCCAGAUUCUUCGAACAGAGUUCUUUCUCUGAGUCCAAUAAGCUGCUGAUUUGGUGUCAGGAGCACACUCGUGGUUACCGCGGCGUUGCCGUUAGCGACCUAACUACUUCCUGGAAGAAUGGCCUUGCUCUCUGUGCACUCAUCCACAGAUACCGACCUGAUCUCAUAGACUUUAACUCUCUGGACCCGUCCUCAGUGGAGGACAACACUCGCCUGAGCUUCGACGUGGCUGAACGUCACUUUGGAAUUCCUCCUUUGAUGUGGGUCGACGAGAUGAAUUCUGUAGAAGAACCGGACUCUCUGUCCAUGGUGAUGUACCUGAGUCAGUUUUACCAGCUGCUGAGAGACAAGCUGCCCCCUGCUGGUCGGAUCAGUAAUCAAUAUUAUCAUAACAAAGGUGAUCUGGCUCACAUAGCUGACCUGAAAUCAGCUCUCCUCACUCCGGCCUCCCUGCUCAGCAGACUGGGACUCAGUCCGUCCAGGAAGAGGAACCCUAAGGAGCAGAGCGACGCUGUUAGCAAACGAAGGAGGACCAGUAGGGAGAGUCGAGAGUCAUGUGACCUGACCGGCAAUGAUGUCAACGAGGUGUGCGACCGGGCCGUGGUAGGCGGGUCCAAUUGCUGCAGAGUGCGUCUGAUGGCCAAUCAGUUGCAGGCGAAGCUGGAUGAGAGGAGCUCUUCUUCUUCUGAUGCAGCAGCCCUGCGUCGACAGCAGGGAGAGCUUUUGCCCCCCCCUCGGUCUGAAGACUGUCCGCCAGCUGAAUCGCCAGGUCAGACGUUAUCAUGGAGACCGGUAAAGAUUGGUAGUGAGAAAAGACCAAAGGAGAGGAAACGGACCCUCCAACAGGAACAGAUGAGCUUUCGAUUCAAAGAAAGGAUCAAGUCUCAGUCUGAAGAGCAGUCCUCAGGCUGCCGCUGUGUGUGUUUCUUCUGUCAGAAGAGGGUAUAUCUGAUGGAACGUCUCAGUGCAGAAAGUCUGUUCUUCCAUCGCAGCUGCUUCCAAUGUUCCUCCUGCAGCGAAGGCCUGAGACUCAGCACAUACGCCUUCGAUCCCCUGCUCCGGAGGUUCUAUUGUCUCCAGCACUUCAACUCUCGGCUGAGCGCCACCACGCCCAACCGAGCCACUUCCCAGCGAGCUUCCAUCGCGUCACUGGGCUCAGCUCCUUCACUAUCCUCUGCAGAAUCUCUGACCUCUGCUGGCGACCGUCGUCCCUCAGUGGUUUCUGUGAUGGUGGAGACGCCGGAGAGGAUUGAGCUGGAAAAAUAUCGGCGGAGAUCGACAAAGGUGGAGACAGAGCAGCUGGAUGAGCUGCAGGAACCCGAGGAAGUCUCUGAGGAGACUCUCAACCGGUUCAACCUCAGCAUGGAUGAGAAAGACCAGCACAUAUCUAGUUCAGAGUCUGAGAUGGAGGAAGAGGAGGAGGAAGGCCAAGCUAAUUGUCGUUGUCUGACUUCCGAAGAGGCAAAAACUUUGUGGAGGGAAACUCUGCAGCAACACCUCCACCUGAAACACGAGAAGGAUGGCGAGGAGGACAAGGAAGAACAAUCUAGUGACAGUGAGGAGUUUACUCCUCUUCUCUCGCAGAGCAUCUCAUCGACAGCAAGAAGUCACAUUACACAUGGUGACACACCUGUCCGCAGCUCGCCGUCUUGCAUCACCUCCUUAACACCUUCGUCUGACACACCGUUCACCGACUCCUCCACCAUGUCUGCCUCCGCCCCCAGUGAGGGCGGAGAAGUCUCUCCGCCCUCACUGCACACAGCUGUCGUUGACAUGGACACAGUUGUUCAGGGGCAACCUACUGGAGGUAAGGGCUUGUUUGAUGUCAUCAGCCCUGAGCUGAAGAAGCCCCUCCUCUUUCACGGCAGCACGCCAGGGCCAGAUGGUGAACGGGUGAAGUCAGAGAAAGAGGAGGCAGAGUCCGACGGUGUGAGGAAGAAAAGUGGACCUAGAGGAAACCACAACCUCUACCCUCGAGUCUUCCUGCCCCCUCAGAGUGGAGGCAAGGCACUUAUCCCCCAGCUGAAGGGUCCCAAAGAGACUCCAACCCCCAGAGAGGUUGAGGUGGAAGGGGGAGGGGCAAGAGCCUUGUGGAGGUCUGUCUUUUCAGGAAACCGGAUGGAGAAGAAGAGAGACAACACUUUACCUUCACAGAGGGGCACAGCCAAUCGAAGGAGAGCUACAGAUGUUAGACGAGAUCUGACAGAAGAGUCGGCUAAGGACACAUCUUUUAAGCUGCAGAGAUGUUCACUGAAACCACUUCUUUUGGAUAUGUCUGAUCUCACGUCUGAAGUCCAGAGGGUCACAAUUAAAGAGGAGGAGAAGAAGCAGGAGCGGACGUACGUUCCUCACGCUCUUGCUUUUAAGCGAGCAUACGUCAUCAAGAAACGCUCUCUGGAUGACAGAGCCCCCCUCCAGGGCUCUGAUAGACAGUCCUCGUGUCCCACACAGGUGCUAGGGGUCCUGGUUCAGCAAAGGGAGCCGUCAUGUCUAGAUCUGAAGGAGAGCAUGUUCCAGGGGGAACCAAAGGACGAAGACGAAGACCUGGAUGCCAAAAUCACCCGACGGGUUCAGAGAGCUGCUCGAAGAAAAGCCCAACAGGAACAGCUGAAGAGACUCCACAAUGCUCAGAUGGUCCAGAGACAGCUGCAGCAGGUGGAGGAGGAACAGAGACAGCUUGAGGAGAGAGGAGUGAUGGUGGAAAAAGCUCUUAGAGGAGAAGCAGAUUAUUGGGGAGAAUCCAACGCGAGCAAAGACGUAGAGCUUCACCUGGAAGGACUAGGUAAACUGGAUAAUCCGGCUCUGAUGCAGCAGUGGUUCCAGUUGGUCCAGCAGAAAAACUCUCUGGUGCGAUAUGAAUCGGAACUCAUAAUAUUUGCUCGUGAGCUGGAGCUAGAAGAUCGGCAGAGUCGUCUGCAGCAGGAGCUCAGAGAGCGGAUGGCCGUGGAUGACCACCUAAAGGAGGAGUGGGAGCUGCUGGAAGAGCGUCUGAUCCUGGAGGAGAUGUUGGAGGUGGUGGAGCAGAGAGACUCUCUGGUGUCUCUGCUGGAGGAACAAAGACUCCAGCAACGACAGGAAGACCAGGACCUGGAGGAGGUCAUGAUGACCUGAGGACUGGGACUCAGCUGGACCUGAACUGGUCUGUACUGGUUUAAACUGGUCCAGUUCCUAAUGCCACCCCAAAGGUUUCAUAUCAAAACUUUAGUUUUGAUGUUCUUUGAGUUUUGAACCAAGAUUGAAGUGAAGUUGAAAUUGACCCAAAGUGUUUUAUAGAAUUCACUUAGCAAUGUGUAGCCCACGUUGUUAACUAUGUGACAUUGUUGCCAACGUUGUUAGCUACGUCACAUUGUAGACAAUAGUCUUAACAAUGUCACAAAGGUUGAAGAUAGACAAUCUUGUUAACUAUGUCAUAUUUAACCUUGUUAAAUACGUCACAUUUCGUCCCAUUGCCGCUUUGCACAUUGCAUACAUACAUACAUUGUUAUCUACGUCACAUUAUAGCCCAAACUGUUAACUACGUUACAUCAUAGCCAACACUCUUUGCCAUGUCACAUUGUAGCCAACAGUCUUUACUAUUUCACAUUCUAGACAACAGUCUUCUCUACAUCACAGCGUACGAACCUGAAGAAUAUCGGCUGAAGGAGCCCUUUCUAGACUUGGUGCAUUUGAAUAACGACAAGAACCGUGACGCUUUGUUCUUUUAAACAUAAACAAGUAGAGAUGUGGUUCUACACACAAGAACACAAGGUAAUACAUUUAGUUACUUACAUUCAUACGUUUAACUACUUAAAUUAGUGUAUAACUGAUAGCUGGUGAUUAUAUUGAUAUUUCCACCACAUCUAUAUCUCAAAUGAUUAAAGAUGCAGUAUUAAACGUUGUGUGUCUUAUUAUUGUGUCAGCUGUUGAUCCAUUCUUCCAAACUUUACCUCACUGCCUUAAAUAAUCUAGACCUGCCAUAUUAUUAACUGUUUAUUAAUCCUAUUUCAAUUAAUGUGUCUCUCAAUGUAACUAUGCAUAAAAAAUAAAAAGUACUCUGACUUAAAUGCUUUUUGUAUGAUAAAAGAAUCAUUCCGA
Molecule: messenger RNA, 5799 nt
Organism: Gasterosteus aculeatus aculeatus (three-spined stickleback)
Lineage: Eukaryota; Metazoa; Chordata; Actinopteri; Perciformes; Gasterosteidae
Source: RefSeq, a predicted model, not a curated record